Messenger RNA from Oppiella nova, 2018 nucleotides. The record is from the annotation of a GenBank genome assembly. NCBI's taxonomy places the organism in Eukaryota, Metazoa, Arthropoda, Arachnida, Sarcoptiformes, Oppiidae.
CGCUGACAUUUGACUGCAUUUCGCGUUUGUUUCAUAACUUCAUAAUUGGUGUCAUUUGUGUGAUUCCAGUGAAUGUGCUGUUAAUGUGACACUAAUUGGUGGACAAGUGUUGACUCGUGUUGUCUUUGAUCGUAAUCAUCGCACAAUUGGAUCCAAUUUGGAGGCAAUCAGUGACAUGCCAAUCGUGAUGACCACUAUUGCGGACAAUUGUCUCCUUUCUCUCCCACUCCUUACCAAGUCUUCAGACUUUCUGUCAUUUGAAUCAACUUUUAUUAAGAGAUGUUAUGAAUUGAAAGCAAUGUUUCAUUGAAUGCAGAGUUAAGCCAAGAAAUGACCGCAAAUUACGACGACUCGAACCGCUUCCUCGGGAUGUUGGCCGAAGUGGCCGUCAAGACGUUGAAUGCAGAACAGCAUCAGUCGCACCACUCGGACGCCAAUCCACACAAACGGUCCAAUAAAAAUGUCUUAAGUGUGCAACAAAUCCGGAAACUGUCGGACAAAGUAUUGGUCGAGUCUUUCAGCGAAUUGAGUUGCGAUGAAAUCCGAAGAAUAUAUCGAUUCCGAUGUGUAUUAAUGCCCGAAACGUGUGGACUCGUGUACGAGAGCUUUGCCGUUGAAGACAGGGCUCGCACUUUAAUUAGAGAUCAUCUCUUGGAGCACAUCCGCAACGUUGAGCCUAACUUCACGGCCGAGACUCUGAGCGCCAGAAACCGACGUCUUAAUGAUGGCCACAAAAUAUGGCGAAACAGUCACUCAAAGAGUCACAUAAAACCUGAUUCGCAAACGAAUAGAGUUUUGAAAAGCUCUUCAAUUAAGAGUCAAUUAAGCGAUGAAGACAUCUGUAAAGGUCGUGAAAAUGAUGAUUUGACUGCGAGUUCGUUGUCACCUUUGGAUCAGAGUUUAGAUGAUAUGCAAGAAGAGGAGAAUAACGAGAAGAGUUUAAUAACCAAUAAAAAUAGUCGUGAAGAUCACUGCUAUACUUCUCUGGAGGGACCCAAACAUAAGACCAUUAGUCCUAUGGAGAGAAGUGAUGAGAAUGUCUUGAAUAGCAUCAGGAAAUGUCUGAACCAAACGAAAGUGAUCGCAACGCCCGCCUUUCCCUUCAUUUAUGAACCCGUUUUGCCAAACAUAUCACAAGUUAUUGAAAUCGGUUCCACUCUUCAUAACAAUAAGUCUAAAACAAAGACAAGUUUCGAGACUUUAGAUUUGAGUCAAACAGUGAGCCAUAAUGUUGUCGAUGAACUCAAUGCAAAUGCAUUACAGUUGAAACGGUUGGCUCUGCAAUACAUUAAUGAUAUUCGAGUUAAAAAUAGGGGACAAACGGAUAAGAGUUCGUUUCGGUGUAAGAUUUGUAUCGACAAGACGUUCACUUCCCCGACAACAUUGAUAUACCACUACAGAAGUCACGCGGGGGUUAAGCCGUUCGAGUGCUCCCUUUGUAAAUCGACAUUCACUCGACAGCAUAGCCUAAACUAUCACAUGUUAAUACAUCUGAAUAAAUCCCGGUUCGUGUGCGACCAGUGCGGCCGCAACUUCAGACACCCCUCACAUUUCAAGGAACAUAUGCGCCGACACACCGGAGAGACACCCUAUGAAUGCAGCGAUUGUUUCAUUAAAUUCAAAACCCGAAACACAUAUAAACGGCAUUUGCAGACAAAGCACUCGAAAAUGCUGACGAGUAAAGGCAUCUUUGAUUUGCCGGACACUAACGUUCACAUCCGAAAGCCAUGUCCUCCGCGACGCAAAUAUGGCUUAGGAUUCCUUCACCAGAAUAUCGAAGCCGUGGCUCGUUAUGAGAGGGCUCAGGAGGAAGUGAAGAAUAAGUGUCAUAUCAUAGACGCCAUCGAUUCCAAUCACCUCAUCUUAAAUGACUUCAAUUCGAGUAAAAAUAAUUUCGAGAAAUUACUGCAAGCGGUGGCCAUUGCUGAGGAUAAUAACAGGACUAUGAUUACGUGAAUUUGAAUUGGAUUUAGUUUUAUUUAAUUACAUUUUGCGCACAACUUCUCUAUUUUUAACAU